Anguilla anguilla (European eel) is the source of this 3953-nucleotide messenger RNA. RefSeq names its product dihydrolipoyllysine-residue acetyltransferase component of pyruvate dehydrogenase complex, mitochondrial-like. Gene Ontology annotation, cellular component: pyruvate dehydrogenase complex. NCBI's taxonomy places the organism in Eukaryota, Metazoa, Chordata, Actinopteri, Anguilliformes, Anguillidae. The transcript is spliced from 14 exons. Gene Ontology annotation, molecular function: dihydrolipoyllysine-residue acetyltransferase activity. The record is from RefSeq and is a predicted model, not a curated record. Gene Ontology annotation, biological process: pyruvate decarboxylation to acetyl-CoA. Bases 1 to 1950 code for a protein of 649 amino acids.
AUGUUGCGUUUGGUUGUACGUCUAAGAAAAGCUGUCAAUCUCAGCCGGCCCCAACUCAGUUCGGGCCCGUUGGUAAGAUCUCGAUCUGGACCAGGCUGUUCUCACCUGAAGAGGUACCAUUCAGGCGGCUCGACUCGGAUUCUACCCCUUUGUUAUCCCACAAAAUAUAGCACCGCCAAUGUACACGGUUCAUUGAAAGGUAAACAGAUUGUGUGCUGCUAUCAGAGCAAGCGGUUCUACAGCCUUCCACCUCACCAGAAGGUGGACCUUCCAGCCCUCUCCCCCACAAUGCAAAUGGGCACCAUCGCGCGCUGGGAGAAGAAGGAGGGUGAUAAAAUCAACGAGGGCGAUCUAAUCGCAGAGGUGGAGACGGACAAGGCAACAGUGGGCUUCGAACUGCUGGAGGAGUGUUACCUGGCCAAAAUUCUGGUCCCAGAGGGAACAAGGGACGUAGUUAUAGGAUCACCCAUCUGCAUCACUGUGGAAAGCCCUGACCUCAUUCCCGCCUUUAAGGACUACACCUUGGAAAUGGCAUCGGCGCCCUCCACCCCCGUCGCUGGAACCCCGCCUCCUGCCCCUCCCCCUCCUGCUGCCUCCGCCCCCGCACCCCCACAGGCUCCCGGGAGCUCCUACCCCCCGCACAUGAAAAUCCUGCUGCCUGCCCUGUCCCCCACCAUGACCGUGGGCACCGUACAGCGCUGGGAGAAGAAGCUGGGAGAGAAGCUGAGCGAGGGGGACCUGCUGGCCGAGAUCGAGACGGACAAGGCCACCAUCGGGUUCGAGGUGCAGGAGGAGGGCUACCUGGCCAAGGUGCUGAUCGCCGAGGGCACCCGGGACGUCCCCCUGGGCACCCCGCUCUGCAUCAUCGUGGAGAACGAGGCCGACAUCCAGGCCUUCGCGGACUACACGGAGACGGCCAUGGCCGAGAUCAGCACCCCGCCCCCGGCCCCCACCCCCUCACCGGCGGCGGCUCCACCCACCCCGACCGCAGCACCCCCCAUGCCAGCGCCCGGCCCGCCCGUCCCCGCGGGCGCCAAGAAGGGGCGAGUCUUCGCGAGCCCCCUCGCCCGAAAACUGGCCGCUGAGAAGGGCAUCGACCUGGCCCAGGUCAAAGGGACGGGACCAGAUGGCAGAGUCACCAGAAAAGACAUCGAGAGUUUCGUCCCACCCAAGGCUGCACCCGCCCCGCCCCCUGCACCAGCUCCCGCCCCCGCGGCUCCAGUGCCCGCCCCUGCUGCGGUUCCCAUGCCGACCGGCACCUUCACAGACAUCCCCAUCAGCAACAUCCGCAGGGUGAUUGCACAGCGGUUGAUGCAGUCCAAGCAGACGAUCCCACAUUACUACCUGUCUGUGGACAUCAACAUGGACCAAGUGCUGGAGCUGAGGAAGGAGCUCAACCAGGAAGUGAAGGCAGAGAACAUCAAGCUCUCAGUCAAUGACUUCCUCAUCAAGGCCUCGGCUCUGGCCUGUCUGAAGGUGCCCGAGGCCAACUCCUCCUGGUUGGACACCAUCAUUCGCCAGAACCACGUUGUGGACGUCAGCGUCGCGGUCAGCACCCCCAACGGGCUGAUCACGCCCAUCGUGUUCAACGCCCACAUUAAGGGCCUGUCUGCCAUCAGCACGGACGUGAUGUCACUGGCCGCCAAGGCGAGGGAGGGCAAGCUGCAGCCCCACGAGUUCCAGGGAGGGACCUUCACCAUCUCCAACCUCGGCAUGUUUGGUAUCAAGAACUUCUCGGCCAUCAUUAACCCACCCCAGGCCUGCAUCCUGGCUGUGGGGGGGUCGGAGAAGAGACUCCUACCUGCAGAUAACGAGAGAGGGUUCGACGUGGCCAGCAUGAUGUCGGUGACGCUGAGCUGUGACCACCGGGUGGUGGACGGGGCGGUGGGCGCCCAGUGGCUGGCGGAGUUUCGCAAGUUCCUGGAGAAACCCGUCACCAUGCUGCUGUGAUUGGCCCGUCGCGACUCCGCCCCUGUCCCAACCCCGCCCCUGCCCCGACCCCGCCCCCCCUGCAGCUACGCACAGAUCGGGGUACCCCGCUCGCAGGAUCCACACAGCCCCCCCCCCCCACCGAAAACCAGAGCCUCUGUCUCUCCACCCCCAUGCCCUGCACUCUCUGACACCGCCGCUCACACGUUUAUCUUACUGGAUUCCCUUAAAGCAGCCCACAGAAUAGGGUUUGGCUAGCAGACCUAUAGACCUGUACAGAAUUGGUUUGAGUCAGAGAGGAGCUGUGAUUGGUCAGAUGAGCUGCAGUCAUCCCUCUCUGCACCACUGAGUAGUUAACCUUCUGUAGUGUUUUAAAACAGGGCCACUUCCUGGUAUUUGGCAACAGGAUGUGGUCUUGUCUUUCUCAAACCUGGAGAGAGAGAACUUUUGGCCUUAAUGGCGUGUGGUUCAUUGUCCUGCGAGCAGCCCUGUCUUUUCAGACUUAUCUGUCUGUUUUCUCUUAGAUUCCCCAGCCUCCGCCCCAGGCCCAACCACCAGGCCCCCUUUAGCGAUGCCCCUUGCCCUACUUCUGUACAGGAUUUGCACACUUUUGUGUCAGGUGGCCAUUUGCACUGGCUCAUCAGAAGGGUUCUGAACGUGGAUAGUGACUGCAGAGCUGAUGGUUUAUUUAUUAGUCAUCCUUCACUCCAGAGAAAGCUCAGCUGUACACUACUUCGAUCUUUUUUCUUCUUUUUUUGUUGCAAUAGGAAUGUUAAAUGUAUUUUGGGAAGAAAUAAGUAUAUUGACCGUCUUCUACCGUGUAUAAAAAUUGCGAGGCCCAGACCAAAUCAGAUCAUUUACGUAAGAAACGAGGGGGGGGGGAAACUUUGUAAAAGCCUCAUGCUUACAGCAAACCUGUGGUUGUAAAUUCAAUAUCGAUAUACAAAUUUAUUUAAAUGACAACGAUGAUCAUUUUUGUUAAUGGUAGCAUGUAAUGAAAAGGGACAUUUCAUGGGAAAGGGAAAUAUGAUAUUUAUGAAUAUUUAUUUAUUCAAAUGUAUGUAUUUCUGAGUGGGGCAGGUUGUAAGCUGAGGGUUAUGUGUGUAUACAUAAAUGGUAUAAUGUUGAAUACUCAUCCCAGAGUCAUUCAUUGGAGACGUUACAGUGCAGUGAGUGAAUGUGUUCUGCAGCAAGAUGCAACAUGCAAAAAUUAGUGCAAAUAACCUGGGCAAUAGAAUUUUAUCAUCACCCCUUCCCAGACUAAAGAAUAUUCAUUACAUUGAAAAUUUAGAAGAUUAGAAUACUAUUUACCAAGUUAUAUUCCUGUAUAUACAUAUAUAUAUAUAUAUGACAUCUGCUUAACUUCACUAUACCAGGAUUGCUGACUUUGCUUUUGAUGAGUUUUCACUGUACAGGGAUUCAGCUCUACCCUCCGCUAUAUUAUCUCUUUCCAUUCUUACCAUGUGACCCUUAUUCUCAAUGGAAAUAUCAACCAAUAGGUCACGCAGACAUUUGUACACAUCUGUGUAUAAACUGCCUUGGUAUAAGUAAUUUAUUUUAAGUAUAGAUACACCAUGGAUGUGUGUGUCAACGUAUGCAUGUACCAGGUGUGCGUAUGUAUGUGUGGUGUAUACGUGUUUGUGUGCACAUGUUUAUGGGCACGUGCAGUACAUGCAUACCUGUAUGCAUUACAUCCAAAACACCGGGUUCUGAUUGCAGUUUGGGCUUGGGCCUGUCCACAGCGUAAAGACUGAGGUGGUGUGCUUACUUUGCGGAUGUCUGUGUUUAAAUUGUACAGCUUAUAUUAAGCCAUCAGGUGUAUGUUUAUUUUUGUCACCAAAAUUCGACCAGAUGUGUACUGAAUGCCCCUUCUGUAAUGACUCAUGUCACCUCAGUGUCUAUGCUCCUGUAACCUGAUUCAGGUUUUGCCUGUCGUUCGCCCGAUUGUUUGAGUGUUUGUGUUCUUUAUCACACAAGUGAGUUGGAAUGUAAAUGCGGAAAUUAAAGGUUCCUUUUUGGUGCAA